AUGGCUCCUCCAACACUCAAAACACCAAGCAAAGGCUCGAAGAAGAUGAUUAGCAAACAGUCGAAAGUGACUAGCAAAACGAGCGCUAGCAGCGAUAAAAAGACUAACAAACGUAAACGAAAAGAAACAUACUCAAUCUAUAUCUACAAAGUUUUGAAACAGGUUCAUCCUGAUACAGGUAUUUCUAGCAAGGCAAUGUCUAUAAUGAAUAGUUUUGUUAAUGAUAUUUUUGAACGUAUUGCGGCUGAAGCUUCACGUUUAGCUCAAUAUAACAAACGCCAAACAAUUUCGUCACGUGAAAUUCAAACUGCUGUUCGACUUUUAUUACCUGGUGAACUUGCCAAACACGCCGUUUCAGAAGGCACAAAGGCUGUUACAAAAUACACCAGUCAAAAGUGA
Molecule: messenger RNA, 399 nt
Organism: Adineta ricciae
Lineage: Eukaryota; Metazoa; Rotifera; Eurotatoria; Adinetida; Adinetidae
Source: the annotation of a GenBank genome assembly